CAGAAUUACAGAGGCUACACAGCAAGAUCAAACAUCUGAUUAGUACUACCAAAAAUAGGAAAGCCAUUUUGAAUUUGCAAAAAACACACAGAGAUGAGGCAGUAGAGUUUUAGAACAGAUUUUUCUGGACAGAUGAGACAAAGAUUAACGUUUAUCAAAGUGGGAAAGCAAAAGUGUGGAGAAAAAAAGAAUAACAACCUCAUCUGUAAUCUGGAGAUCUCAUCAUGUCUGUAUAUAUACUGACAUAGCAUUUAAGCCCACUGAUGUCCACCAGACAUUUCUCAAAAUAUUAUUUUAUGUUCCACAGAAUAAAGUCAUACAGUUUUUGAACAACAUGAAAGUGAAUAAAUGACGAGAGAAUAAAAAUUUGGGGGUGAACAGAAUGCUAAAAUAUAACAUAAUACUUGUAGAUACAUUAUCACGCAUACAAUUACAUACAGUGUAAUAUGCAUUAUAUGCAUACAAUGACUAUGAUCAUGACAAAAAAAGGGUUAUCAACCAGUUUUCCCCUGUGGGAUGAUGGCAACGUCACAGAAACACCUUGAAACAAAAUAAAAGCUAAGGGCAAGUAAACAUUUUUUCACUGAACGUCUAGCAACUUGACUGUCAUCUAUCUUGAUAACAGCGUGUUGAGGCAGCCAAUGGACAACCUGACGUUCACAAACAGCAUUCUCCUCGUGGAGGGACUCAAAGUUACAUCUCAAUCUUCCUAUCCUGUUUUCAUGCUCCUUCUUUUGGUUUAUGUCUUUAUUAUGGUCUCCAACAUUGGACUUGUAAUUCUGAUUUCAACACAGAAGAAUCUUCAUCAUCCAAUGCAUUUCCUGUUCUGUAACUUGCCACUGAAUGAUAUAUUAGGGACCACUGUCAUUUUGCCACGCUUAAUGCAAGACAUUUUAAGGGAAACAUCACAGCGCUAUAUCACAUAUGUGGAGUGUGUUAUUCAAGCUUAUUUUGUGCAUAUAUUUGCAGUAGCAUGCCACUAUGUGCUGAUGAUCAUGGCCUUUGACAGAUAUGUGGCUAUAUGUAAUCCACUGCGAUACUCAGCUAUAAUGACCAAUAAAAUGGUAAUUAAACUAUCAGCAUCAGCCUGGGCACUGUCAGUAUUCAUGGUGUCAGUUCUGUUGGGUCUCACUAUACGCCUGUCUCGCUGCAGGUCUAACAUUGAAAACCCUUUCUGUGACAAUGCCUCACUGUUUAAAUUGUCCUGUGAAAAUGUAGUCAUUAAUAAUGUCUUUGGAAUGGUUUACACUGUGAUUGUCUUUACCUUCUCACUUGGGUCUGUUUUUAUAACAUAUAGCAAAAUUGCUACUGUAUGCAUAACCAGCAAAAACAAAUCACUCAACAGCAAAGCCAUAAAAACAUGUAGCACUCACAUAGCUGUUUAUAUAAUCAUGUUUGUUUCUUGUGCCAGUUUUAUUUUUCUCCACCGUUUUCCAGAAUACUCUGACAGCAGGAAACUAGCUAGUAUAAUGUUCCAUAUUGUACCACCCGGACUAAAUCCUUUAGUAUAUGGUUUACAAACCAAAGAAAUAAGACAAAAGUUUGUAAAAUUUUGGUGUAGGAAAAAGGUGAAUCCUUAGUUUAAUGUUUGUUUGUUUGUUUUUUACAAUAUAAUAACUAAUAAUAUAAGUUAAUACACCAUACUGUAUUGUAUAAUUUUAAAAAUACACAUGUAUCUUUUUCACUUGAAAAAAAAAAAAAUAUAUAUAUAUAUAUAUAUAUAUUGGGAGGCAUUUUAUGCAUGCUAUUCUUAUCCUUGAUUGUCAGUGAGAAUAUUGGAAAAAACUGUAGCACGUAUUUUAUGUUAAUUUCUAAGUAUUUCUUACCUUUUAUCAUGCAUCUAAUUUGGUGAUAGAAAAUAAGCAGUCGUAUUUGAACUAGGGGGUCAUGUAAACUGUAGCAAAUUGGGGAGAUAUAAAUGUAACCAUAAGACAAUUACCGGAAAGGUACCAGUUGUGGGUAUCAUAGUAAAAGGCAAGUGAAGUGUCUAAAAACUAUUCACUCAUGUCUGAAACCUAACAGUUGCUUCAUUUCUAUGACUUCAUUUCUUUAAAAUAUGUGCUGUAAGUAUAAGUAACAUCUGAACUAUACAAAUAUAUUAUAGUCCUUUUAGUAGCUUUUAGAGCAAUAUUUAAACAGUAAACUAUUGACUCUUGUCUCAAUGUAUGCCAGUGCGGUUUUAUUGUCUUUACUUGUUAAACAAGCAUUACACUAGUGAUUGCAGUAGGGUCAUUACAUGUCAAAUCAUCUAAAUUUCCCCAGCUACAUUUUUAUUUUAAACAGUUAUUGAAGAAGUCUGUUCAAUCACUGUUCAAAACUGUCUCCCUACUUU
Megalobrama amblycephala (Wuchang bream) is the source of this 2332-nucleotide messenger RNA. RefSeq names its product olfactory receptor 146-like. Gene Ontology annotation, cellular component: membrane. Lineage: Eukaryota; Metazoa; Chordata; Actinopteri; Cypriniformes; Xenocyprididae. The record is from RefSeq and is a predicted model, not a curated record. Gene Ontology annotation, molecular function: olfactory receptor activity; G protein-coupled receptor activity. The coding region runs from base 642 to 1580 and encodes 312 amino acids. Gene Ontology annotation, biological process: G protein-coupled receptor signaling pathway. The transcript is spliced from 2 exons.